AUGCAUGGAGAUCCGGUGAAAUUUGUCACAGAACGUGAAUAUUUUGGUGACUUCGGUUACGGAGAAUGUUUCAACUCAUCCGAGUCAGGAGUACAAUGUGAAAUAAUCACUGGUAACUUUGAUCCGAAACUUCUCCCCUAUGACAAACGAAUGGCUUGGCAUUUCAAGGAAUUCUGUUACAAGACAUCUGCUCAUGGAAUACCAAUGAUAGGACAGGCGCCAAAUCGAUACUACAGAUCUGUAUGGGUUCUACUAUUUCUUGGAUGCAUGACUAUGCUAUAUAUGAAUGCCCAAAGUGUAUUGGCUAAAUAUAAUAGGAACGAAAAAAUCGUGGACAUUCAGCUGAAAUUUGACACAGCACCGUUCCCAGCAAUUACAUUAUGUAAUUUGAAUCCUUAUAAGGCUAGCCUAGCUACAAGUGUAGAUCUGGUUAAAAGAACGCUGUCUGCUUUCGAUGGUGCCAUGGAACAAGCUGGAGUUAAACAGCAUGGCGAGGAUGCACCUCCUGUAGAGGCAACAUCCGCGCCAAAGACAAAAAGAUCUGUCGGUUUACAUGGUGCGUUCUUUGAGCCGGGCUACGCGAGAUGUUUGUGCGGAAAAUCUUCAGCCGAACUGGAAGACCUGUCGUCGGAAAAACAGGAUUCAGUCGGUAGCACUAGGAAACCUUUCAGCUUAGAUGAUGAGGAGGUUGAAUGGGAAGAGGGGAACGACUAUUACAUGGAGACUACAACAGGGCUAAAUCUUAUGGAGGAAUGCAAAUCAGAGAGGACAAAGUUGGAUGAGCCAACCGGCUAUGACGAUCAUUGUAUAUGUGCGUUUGACAGAAAUACUCAUGAUGCUUGGCCGUGUUUUCUAAAGGAUACCUGGGAGGCUACUGAGUGCGACACUUGCAAUGAACACGCUUUUUGUACGAAAGACAACAAGACGUCGAAAGGUCAUAAAUCGCCUUGCCUCUGUGCUCCGUCCAGGUUUUGUGUUGCUUACAAUGGGAAAACUCCACCGAUUGAAAUAUGGACUUAUUUGAAAGGAGGACCGCCGACGGAAGAUCCAAAUUUUCUUGAAGCUAUGGGUUUCCAGGGAAUGACCGAUGAAGUUGCGAUUGUGACUAAAGCCAAAGAGAAUAUUAUGUUUGCUAUGGCUACAUUAUCUAUGGAUGCUAGAGAGAAGUUGUCGACAACUAAACGAGAACUCGUCCAGAAAUGUUCCUUUAAUGGAAAGGCUUGCGAUAUUGAGGGGGAUUUCCUUACUCAUAUCGAUCCUGUCUUCGGUGCUUGCUUCACGUUUAACCACAAUCGAAGUGUCCAGUUAACUAGCAUUCGAGCAGGUCCAAUGUACGGUUUACGAAUGUUGGUGUACGUGAACGCGUCCGAUUAUAUGCCGACCACAGAAGCCACCGGUGUACGCCUCACCAUUCACGAUAAGGAAGAGUUCCCGUUUCCUGACACAUUCGGAUACUCGGCUCCGACUGGCUAUGUGUCUUCAUUUGGCCUACGACUGAGAAAAAUGACUCGUCUACCAGCUCCAUACGGUGAUUGUGUUCCAGACGGAAAAACUGCUGACUAUAUUUACAAAAACUACGAAUAUUCAGUAGAGGGUUGCUAUCGAUCAUGCUUUCAACAACUUGUACUCAAGGAAUGCAAAUGUGGCGAUCCUCGUUUCCCGGUACCUGCCGGUGUGACUCAUUGUGAAGCGGCAGACCCUAUGAAAUACUUUUUGUCCCGUAGAUGUCAGCAACCAUGUCGACAGUCGAUCUAUUCGGUAACAUAUUCUCCAGCCAAAUGGCCUUCGCUUUCACUUCAAAUUCAGCUCGGAUCUUGCAAUGGAACGAACGCCGAGUGCAACAAACACUACAAGGAAAACGGUGCUAUGGUUGAAGUGUUCUACGAACAGCUUAACUUCGAAAUGCUCACAGAAUCCGAGGCAUACGGCUUUGUCAACUUACUUGCCGAUUUUGGUGGACAACUUGGACUAUGGUGCGGUGUAUCGUUCUUAACAUGCUGUGAAUUCGUAUUUUUAUUCCUCGAAACCACCUACAUGAGUGCACAACACAAUUGGGCAUUGUAUAAGAAGAAGAAGGAGGAGAAAGAGAAAAAGAAGAAAAUGUUCGAGUAA
Molecule: messenger RNA, 2112 nt
Organism: Necator americanus (New World hookworm)
Lineage: Eukaryota; Metazoa; Nematoda; Chromadorea; Rhabditida; Ancylostomatidae
Exons: 17
Coding region: 1-2112 (703 amino acids)
Biological process (GO): sodium ion transmembrane transport
Cellular component (GO): plasma membrane
Molecular function (GO): ligand-gated sodium channel activity
Source: RefSeq, a predicted model, not a curated record